AAUGAAUACACCUCAUCCAUUGGAAUUGGAGUUUUUCAUUCAGGAAUUGAAGUAUAUGGCAGAGAAUUUGCUUAUGGUGGCCAUCCUUAUCCCUUUUCUGGAAUAUUUGAAAUUUCCCCAGGAAAUGCUUCUGAACUAGGAGAAACAUUUAAAUUUAAAGAAGCUGUUGUUUUAGGGAGCACUGACUUCCUAGAAGAUGAUAUAGAAAAAAUUGUAGAAGAGCUGGGAAAAGAAUACAAAGGGAAUGCCUAUCAUUUGAUGCAUAAAAACUGCAAUCACUUUUCUUCAGCUUUAUCAGAGAUUCUUUGUGGGAAAGAGAUUCCUCGCUGGAUCAAUCGGCUUGCCUACUUCAGCUCCUGUAUACCCUUUCUACAGAGUUGCCUCCCAAAGGAGUGGCUAACCCCCGCGGCCCUGCAGUCCAGCGUCAGCCAGGAGCUCCAGGAUGAACUAGAGGAGGCAGAGGACGCAGCGGCGUCUGCUUCCAUGGCGAGCACUACAGCAGGCCCCAGACCUGGGCGCCACACUAAGCUAUAAGUGUCCAAAGUCAUACCUUCAGAACUGUCUCUGCCGGUUGACUAUCACUAGAGAAAAGUAAAAGAUGAACGUCCUUGGAUAUUUUGUACGCAAAGAUGGCUCUCCCCCACUUCCCAGUUUUUCAGCUCAGGAUUAUAUUUGUAAUAAAAAAAAUCAUGUGGCA
Manis javanica (Malayan pangolin) is the source of this 697-nucleotide messenger RNA. It is a transcript of the gene DESI2, whose product is annotated as desumoylating isopeptidase 2. The record is from RefSeq and is a predicted model, not a curated record. Gene Ontology annotation, biological process: protein deubiquitination. Gene Ontology annotation, molecular function: deubiquitinase activity. Lineage: Eukaryota; Metazoa; Chordata; Mammalia; Pholidota; Manidae.